AUGACUAUUGCCAUCUCACUAAACCAGUCUAAAGAGCUCUCCCCAGAAGAAUCUGAAGAAGAGGAUUUACGAAGAUAUUAUUCGUUUACCUACUUUCACAGUGAACUAGUUCGUAAAACUCAAAAUGGUUUGAAAGUAACGGAAAAUGAAAUUGAUAUGCUGAAGAAGAAACUCACUGCUGAAUGGAAAUGGAAGCAAUAUAUCGUUUGUGAAAAACCAGUGGAACUUUUUUCGUUUGUCUCUGCCAAAAUGUCUGUCAAAACCUCUGUACCUGAAAUGCUCUAUGCAAAAGUAUUCACUAACCAACAUCUCCGUGAAAACAUUCUCAGUUAUCUCUCUGAUGAUUUUAGGAAGAAUUUGGAUGUUAGAUUGGUAAAUAAAUCAAUAAACACCACAUUCCUACGGCUAAUCAGAAGAAAUCAUCGAACAAUGAAGAUUGAAUAUGUUUGUGAGCGGAAAGAACAGGAGAAAACUUCAAAGGAUUUUAUUUUCAUCAAUUAUCGAAAAGUCAAGACUCAGGAUGUUCUCGGAUACUUCAUUUUCCUAAAUACUGCUGUAGAUGUUAGGGUUGAGAAGAUUACAACAAGAAGGUUAUGGAUGUUGAAAAAUAAAUUCAUGCUCAGACUUCAUGACCUCAUUCAUUCUCAACUGAUUGGGAGCAACGGAGCUCAUAUCCAAUCUCUAAUAAGCCUGGAGGAAAUCUGCAAUGGAUGUGAGAAGUGUUUUAAUAUUGCCAAGAAGUGUGUCGAGUAUGGUCCGUUGAGAUUCAGUACACUACAAACUAUGACUUAUUCAAAGAACUACAAUAAACUGCAUGUGUCUGAUAAACUAUUCGAAGUCAUUGCAGAGUACUGUAUCUCUAAGUCAAAAAACAAAGAAGAAUGUUUCAAAGAACUGGAGAAAACUAUUCUUCCAGUUAUUUCUUGUGAUACACUUUCUAUUUGGAUAGAUGAGACCAGAGUUUUCCCGGAUGGAAUGGAAGGUCUUGAGUAUGACCAUCGUCAUAUGCCACGAGAAGUUAUCGAUAGCAUUCUGAGGAAAUGGAGUGUAAAAUCUAUUCAACUCAAUAUGAUAUAUUUCACGAGUGAAGGGAUGUGCAGUGUCGACUUGUUACAGUAUGACUAUUUCGCUCGAGUCAGACUAAAUGAUCCAUAUUUCAAAACACAGAAGUCUCCAGAUCUAAAGUUCACUCAUGUCGAUGUGGAAAUGUCGGAUUCGAUCUAUUGUGUAAGAGAUCUAGGCGUUCGCUAUCCAAAAUCAGAAUCUCCCAGAGGAUAUGCCAACUUUAUUCCAAAUAUCAGAAGAUUAUUCCCAACUGACAAAAUAUCGAUGGAUCUGUCACAUUGGUGUUGUAUAGCCAAUAGUUAUCUAUUUCUAUCGGUUAGGACAGAAACAGACUUCGAGAACUAA
Molecule: messenger RNA, 1410 nt
Organism: Caenorhabditis remanei
Lineage: Eukaryota; Metazoa; Nematoda; Chromadorea; Rhabditida; Rhabditidae
Exons: 4
Coding region: 1-1410 (469 amino acids)
Source: RefSeq, a predicted model, not a curated record